Chelonoidis abingdonii (Abingdon island giant tortoise) is the source of this 656-nucleotide messenger RNA. RefSeq names its product CXXC motif containing zinc binding protein (gene CZIB). The record is from RefSeq and is a predicted model, not a curated record. Lineage: Eukaryota; Metazoa; Chordata; Testudines; Testudinidae. Gene Ontology annotation, molecular function: zinc ion binding.
CGCUCCAGCUUCAGUCCUUGCGAAAGUAACGAGAUGAGGUGACCAUUUUGUCUAAGGGCAACAAGUCACAGGAAAGCUGCCAAUCAGGAGUCGAUUAAGAAAAACGUCAACUAUCGCGAAGGUUGGAGGCCGGCCUCUAGCGGGAGGGAAAGAUAGGGCUGCAGCUGAAAGCCACUCUGGAAAAUGUUACAAACCUCAGGCCGGUGGGGUAAGAUUUUCGCUGGUACCUGAAGCUGAAAUGUGGAAACUGUGGUGAGAUUUCUGAAAAAUGGCAAUACCUGCGAUUAAUGGACAGUGCUCCUCUUAAGGGAGGCAGAGGGAGUGCCACGAUGGUGCAGAAAUGCAAGCUGUGCUCCAGAGAAAAUUCCAUUGAUAUCUUAAGAGACACUAUCAAGCCUUAUAAUGCUGAAGACAGUGAGAAGUUUAAGACCAUAGUGGAAUUUGAGUGCCGAGGUCUUGAGCCAGUUGACUUUCAACCACAGGCUGGGUUUGCUGCUGAAGGUGCAGAGUCUGGCACGCCUUUUAGUGAAAUAAACUUGCUGGAAAAGGACUGGAAUGACUAUGAUGAAAAAAUAAAGGAGUCUGUUGGAAUCUAUGAAGUUACCCAUAAGUUUCUAAAAUGCUAAAACUGCUUUUAAUAAAAUCUUGACACCUUG